AUGAAGCUCAAGCCGAAGCCGGCCGCCACUACUCCAGCCCCUGAGCCAGCAGCCCAAGAGGAGCCCAUGCCCCAGGAGGCAGCCUCCGAGGCAGACGCAACGCUGCCCGACCUGCCAUCCCCUGAGCCACAACAAGCCAAAGCCGGGGCUGGUGGUGAGGAACAAGUCGAGGCCCCUGACGCCGCUCCUGCUGAUGGCAUAGGUGCCCAGCAACCACCUUUAGAAGAAGCCGCAGGGACCUCGAGUCCUGGAGAGCCGCUGAUGGCCGGGCCUGGACCACCACAACACCACUCCACCUCCACCGCCCACCCCACUACCAGACCAGCCGCCACCCUCCCCGUGACCCCAUCCCAGGGCCCAGGCCGCCGCCCCGGCCGCGAGGCGGAGGUGCCGCUCAGGCCACCGCCCGCCGCGCCCGCCGCCGGGUGCAGGCGCCGCCCAGGCCUCCGCCCGCCGCGCUCGCCGCCGGGUGCAGGCAACGCCCAAGCCGCCGCCCGCCGCCCCAGCCGCUCGGUGCCCGCCGCCCAGGCCGCCGCCCCCUGCCCUGGCCACUGGGCGCAGGCGCCGCCCAAGCCGCCGCCCCGGCCGCCCGCCGCUCCAGCCGCCGGGCGCAGGCGCCGCCCCGUCUGCCGCUCGCCGCCCCGGCCGCCGGGCGCAGCCGCGCAGGCCGCCGCCCGCCACCCCGGCCGCCAGGCGCAACCGCGCAGGCCGCCGCCCCGGCCACUCAGCCCGUUGCCCAUCAUCCUCAUCUAUGGCAUCAACAAGUGGAUCUGGCUCGCGAGCUCCUCGUCCUCCUCGUGCUGCUGCUGCUGCUGGCGGUACUCCAUCCUCAAGCUUUGGCGCCGGCAGCGCUACAACCCCAACAUCAAGUGCUAUCCCUACUACUACUCCGAGUGGUACGCCAUUGUCAAGUGCUAA
Messenger RNA from Panicum hallii, 918 nucleotides. Its product is annotated as vegetative cell wall protein gp1-like. NCBI's taxonomy places the organism in Eukaryota, Viridiplantae, Streptophyta, Magnoliopsida, Poales, Poaceae. Bases 1 to 918 code for a protein of 305 amino acids. The record is from RefSeq and is a predicted model, not a curated record. The transcript has 4 exons.